UCCCCUCUGCCUGAGAAUGACCCUGGGGUGGCCAUGCUGAGAUUGUCCCUCACCCUGGGUAUAGAAAUAUCCUAGUCUCCAGCUCCUCCUUCUUAGGAUGCAAGGGGCCCCCAUGCUCCGAGCCACCGUCCAGGAUGGCCUCUGCCGCCUGUCCACCUACUUGGAAGAACUUGAGGCCAUGGAACUGAAGAAGUUCAAGUUGUACCUGGGCACCACGACGGAGCUCGGAGAGGACAAGAUCCCUUGGGGACGAAUGGAGACAGCUGGUCCCCUGGACAUGGCCCAGCUGCUCACGGCCCAUUUUGGGACCGAGGGGGCCUGGCAGCUGGCUCUCAGCAUCUUUGAUCGGAUCAACAGGAAGGACCUGUGGGAGAGAGGACAGAGGGAGGACCGGGUGAGGGAUAUUCCUCUUGGUAGCCUGAUCUCACUUGGGACCCAGUCAACAUGCCUUCCGGAAGUUUCUCCUAGCAUUCCAAGAAAAGGUCCCCAGGAACUGUACCGGGACCACGUGCGCAGGCAGUUCCGGUUGAUGGAAGACCGCAACGCGCGCCUGGGAGAGUGCGUCAACCUCAGCCACCGGUACACGCGGCUCCUCCUGGUAAAGGAACACUCCACUCCCAUGUGGGCCCAGCAGAAGCUUUUGGACAUAGGCUGGGGACACGCGAGAACCGUGGGACACCAAGCCAGCCCCAUCCAGAUGGAGACCCUCUUUGAGCCGGACGAGGAGCGUCCUGAGCCACCGCGCACCGUUGUCUUGCAGGGAGCAGCGGGGAUGGGAAAGUCCAUGCUGGCGCACAAGGUGAUGUUGGACUGGGCGGACGGGAAGCUCUUCCAGGGCCGCUUUGAUUACGUCUUCUACAUCAACUGCAGGGAGAUGAACCAGAGCGCCACCCAGCAGAGCGCGCGGGACCUCCUCUGCAGCUGCUGGCCCGAGCCCGGCGCGCCCCUCCGGGAGCUGGUCCAGACUCCAGAGCGCCUCCUAUUCAUCAUUGACGGCUUCGACGAGCUCAAGCCUUCUUUCCACGACCCUCAGGGACCCUGGUGCCUCUGCUGGGAGGAAAAACGGCCCGUGGAGCUUCUCCUUAGCAGCCUGAUCCGGAAGAAGGUACUCCCGGAGCUGUCUCUGCUCAUCACCACGCGGCCAACGGCCUUGCCGAAGCUCCACCGCUUGCUCCAGCACCCCAGGCAUGUGGAGAUCCUGGGCUUCUCCGAGGCAGAAAGGAAGGAGUAUUUCCACAAGUAUUUCCACAACGCCGAGCAGGCGAGCCAGGUCUUCAACUUCGUAAGGGACAACGAGCCCCUCUUCACCAUGUGUUUUGUCCCCUUAGUGUGCUGGGUGGUUUGCACCUGCCUGAAGCAGCAGCUGGAGGGCGGGGGGCUCUUAAGACAGACGUCCAGGACCACCACUGCAGUGUACAUGCUCUACCUUCUGAGUCUGAUGCAACCCACGCCCGGGACCCCAUCCCUCCGAGGGCUGUGCUCCUUGGCCGCAGAUGGCCUCUGGAAUCAGAAAAUCCUAUUUGAGGAGCAGGACCUCUGGAAACAUGGCCUGGAUAUAGCCGAUGUCUCAGCCUUCCUCAAUAUGAACAUCUUCCAGAAGGAUAUCAACUGCGAGAAGUACUACAGCUUCAUCCACCUGAGUUUCCAGGAAUUCUUUGCGGCCAUGUACUACAUCCUGGAUGGUGGGGAGCAUGGGGUGGGCCCAGAACACAGCCUGACCAGGCUGUUGGCAGAAUAUGCGUUUUCAGAAAGGAGCUUCUUGGCACUCACUGUCCGCUUCCUGUUUGGACUCCUGAACGAGGAGACAAGAAGCUACCUGGAGAAGAAUCUCUGCUGGAAGGUCUCACCUGACAUCAAGGUGGCACUCCUGGACUGGAUCCAAAGCAAAGCCCAGAGUGAGGGCUCCACCCUGCAGCAGGGCUCCUUGGAGUUGUUCAGCUGUUUGUACGAGAUCCAGGAGGAGGAAUUUAUCCAACGGGCCCUGAGUCACUUCCAAGUGGUGGUGGUCAGCAACAUCACCUCCAAGAUGGAUCACAUGGUUUCCUCGUUUUGCGUGAAGAACUGCAGGAGUGCCCUGGUGCUGCACCUGCAUGGGGACACCUACAGCACUGACGAAGACCCUGGGGCAGGGUGGACGCCGGGGACCGAGGCGCUGGUGGAGCAGUCACCAGAGAGGAACGUUCUACUUGAUGCCUACAGUCAACACCUGGCUGCGGCCUUAUGCACCAACCCUGAUCUGGUAGAGCUGGGCUUGUACCGCAAUGCCCUGGGAAGCCAAGGGGUGAAGCUGCUCUGCCAAGGCCUCAGACACCCUGGGUGCAGACUCCAGAACCUGAGGCUGAAGAGGUGCCAAGUCUCCAGCUCUGCCUGCCGGGACCUGGCAGCCGCUCUUACAGCCAAUAAGAAUCUAAUAAGGAUGGAUCUCAGCGGCAACAGCCUUGGACUUCCAGGCAUGAAACUGCUUUGUGAGGGGCUGCAGCAUCCCCAGUGCAGGCUGCAGAUGGUCCAGUUAAAGAUUUGCCAUCUCACUGCUGCUGCCUGUGAAGAUCUGGCCUCGACCCUGAGUGUGAACCAGAACCUGAUGGAGCUGGACCUUAGCCUGAAUGAGCUGGGGGACCCCGGGGUGCAGCUGCUGUGCGAGGGGCUCAGGCUUCCCACAUGCAAACUCCAGACCCUCCGGUUGGGCAUCUGCCGGCUGGGCUCCGGGGCCUGCAGGGCACUCUCUGACGUGCUCCAAGCCAACCCCCACCUCCGGGAACUGGACCUGAGUUUCAAUGACUUGGGGGACUGGGGCCUGUGGCUGCUGAGCCAGGGGAUAGGACAUUCCACCUGCAAGCUGCAAAAACUGUGGCUGGACAGCUGUGGCCUCACAGCUAAAGCAUGCAGGGAUCUCUAUUCCACCCUGGGGAUCAACCAGACCCUGACUGAGCUUUAUCUGACCAACAAUGCCCUGGGGGACUCAGGUGUCCGGCUACUGUGCAAGCGUCUGAGCCAUCCCAGCUGCAAACUCCGAGUCCUCUGGUUGUUUGGAAUGGACCUGAACAAGGUGACCCACAGUAGGCUGGCAGCACUUCGAUUAACAAAACCUUACUUAGACAUUGGCUGCUGAGAGGCCCUGCCAGCUCCUGUCUCCCAGAGGUUGGGACAGGGGAAGAUGGGAGUCAUCUAUCUUCACAACACAGUGUAAGGAUCUGGUGCUUUAAUUCUUCAAGGGACAAAUGCCACCUGCAGAUCUGCUGGGGAUAGAAGUAACCAGUGUCUGAUGCAGCUUUCAUUUUGAUGAUGCUGGUGCACACGAAGAGCUCAGGGCAAGGCAUGACGACUGGGAGAGGCUUGAAGGAUAGUGACCGGAGAUGAGAAAGCUAGGACUACUGCAGAGCAGGGGCUCUUUGAGGAGGGCAAUCCUGCCCCCUAGAAAGUUGGGUUGCCAGCAUCGGAAGUUUUACCGUGGGCUGGAUACCACUGCCAUCUAGCGGACAUAGGGAGGAACUGCGUCUCAACAACCU
Molecule: messenger RNA, 3506 nt
Organism: Otolemur garnettii (small-eared galago)
Lineage: Eukaryota; Metazoa; Chordata; Mammalia; Primates; Galagidae
Gene: NLRP12
Product: NLR family pyrin domain containing 12
Exons: 9
Coding region: 98-3109 (1003 amino acids)
Biological process (GO): cellular response to cytokine stimulus; negative regulation of inflammatory response; positive regulation of MHC class I biosynthetic process
Cellular component (GO): cytoplasm
Molecular function (GO): protein binding
Source: RefSeq, a predicted model, not a curated record